Messenger RNA from Chelonoidis abingdonii (Abingdon island giant tortoise), 1867 nucleotides. RefSeq names its product alpha-1,3-mannosyl-glycoprotein 4-beta-N-acetylglucosaminyltransferase B (gene MGAT4B). Gene Ontology annotation, biological process: protein N-linked glycosylation. Gene Ontology annotation, molecular function: acetylglucosaminyltransferase activity. The record is from RefSeq and is a predicted model, not a curated record. Lineage: Eukaryota; Metazoa; Chordata; Testudines; Testudinidae. Gene Ontology annotation, cellular component: Golgi stack; endoplasmic reticulum; endoplasmic reticulum-Golgi intermediate compartment.
UCGCCGGGGCCGGGGCCCGGGAGGCUGAGGCCGCGCCGCGCCCGGGACAUGCGGCCUCCCCCAUCGCCGCGGAGGAGGAGAUGAGGCUCCGCAAUGGCACCUUCCUCACCCUGCUGCUCGGCUGCCUCUGCGCCCUGCUCUCGCUCUCCUGGUACGGGGCCUUCAGCGGGCACAAAGGUGAGGUUGUGGAUAUCUAUCAGCGAGAGUUCCUAGUGCUCAGAGACCGUCUGCAUGCUGCUGAACAGGAGAGCCUAAAGCGAUCCAAGGAGUUGAAUCUGGUCCUAGACGAGAUAAAGAGAGCGAUCUCUGAGAAGCAGGCCCUACGGGACGUAAACCGGACAUGGAGCAGUUUAUCUGAUGAAACCAAAUUAAAACUCUGGAAUAUCACCAACAAGAAUGUGCUGCAUCUUCCCACCAUCUUUCAUCAUUUGCCACAUUUGCUGUCCAAGGAGAACAGUCUACAACCAGCUGUGCAUGUGGGACAGGGACGCACUGGAGUGUCUAUAGUGAUGGGAAUCCCCAGCGUGAAGCGAGAGGUGCAUUCAUACCUUACGGACACCCUGAACUCGCUGAUCUCAGAGCUCACCCAGCAGGAAAAGGAGGACACUGUGAUUGUUGUUAUGAUUGCUGAGACAGAUGAACAGUAUACAACUGGAGUGGCAGAAAACAUCAAAAACUUGUUCCCCAAGGAAAUACACUCUGGUCUCCUGGAAGUCAUUUCCCCCUCUCCACAUUUCUAUCCAGACUUUUCUCGCCUCCGGGAAUCUUUUGGCGAUCCCAAGGAAAGAGUCAGGUGGAGAACUAAACAGAACCUAGAUUACUGCUUUUUAAUGAUGUAUGCCCAGUCCAAAGGCAUUUACUAUGUGCAGCUCGAGGACGACAUUGUAGCCAAACCAAACUAUCUCAGCACAAUGAAGAACUUUGCUCUGCAGCAGCCAUCUGAGGAGUGGAUGAUCCUGGAAUUCUCACAGCUUGGGUUUAUUGGAAAGAUGUUCAAAUCACUGGAUCUCAGCCUGAUUGUGGAGUUUAUACUCAUGUUCUACAAGGACAAGCCCAUUGACUGGCUCCUUGAUCACAUCCUUUGGGUGAAAGUAUGCAAUCCAGAAAAAGAUGCGAAACAUUGUGACAGGCAGAAGGCGAACCUGAGAAUCCGCUUCAAGCCCUCACUCUUCCAGCACGUGGGAACCCACUCCUCCUUGGCUGGGAAGAUACAGAAAUUGAAAGACAAAGACUUUGGAAAGCAAGCCCUGCGAAAAGAACAUGUCAACCCUCCCGCAGAGGUGAGCACCAGUCUGAAAACCUACCAACACUUUACCUUGGAGAAAGCCUACCUGAGAGAGGACUUCUUCUGGGCAUUCACCCCCAUGGCAGGAGACUUCAUCCGAUUCAGAUUCUUUAAACCACUCCGCAUCGAAAGAUUCUUCUUCCGCAGUGGCAACAUUGAACACCCUGAAGACAAACUCUUCAAUACGACUGUGGAGGUUUUGCCCUUCGAUAGUCUCCAGUCAGAUAAGGAAGCCCUGCAGGAGGGAAGAGGGACAGCGUUCAAGUACCACAGGACAUCAGAUGGCUACAUACAGAUAGGCUCCUUUUCUAAGGGUGUUGCAGAAGGAGAAGUGGACCCUUCAUUUGGGCCUCUAGAAGCCAUCCGUCUGGUCAUCCAGACUGAUUCUCCAGUGUGGAUCAUCUUGAGUGAGAUUUUUCUGAAAAAAGCAGAAUGAAAUUCCCAGGACGAAGGGUGGAUGCACAAAGGAGUUGCUCAGUCCCUUUUCCCAAUCUUCUGCUCCCUUUUAUUCCCUUCCCUCAGUCUGCAAACAGUGUGAGUGUGUUGCAUGCAGAGCACUACCACCUGCUGCAAGCCAGGAAG